AUGAAAAUAACAAUAUUAUUAUUAAUUUUGGUUGGUUUAUUUACAUUGUAUGUCCAUGCUCAAUGGCCAUGUAACACCUAUUAUGAUAUAGACUUCUCGACUGUUGUCAAUGGUAAACAAGAAAAAGGAGCUAUCUAUGGUAGAGGUUGUCUCUUCGAUGCCGAUGAAACUAGAACCUACUCUAUCUUUCCACCAGUGACCUCAGACAGAGUACCAGAUCUAUUCAUGGGACAAUGGAACUACGGUGAUUUCUCUGUCAGAAAUAGAAACACCAGUGAAACUGAUCACCUAAAGAGUUCAUACACUGUUGUUUGGGGUUUUAAACCAUUCCUCUAUAACUUUACCUAUAAUAAACCAACUACAUGUCAUAGCAGAAGAAAAUAG
Heterostelium album PN500 is the source of this 384-nucleotide messenger RNA. RefSeq lists its product as uncharacterized. The record is from RefSeq and is a predicted model, not a curated record. NCBI's taxonomy places the organism in Eukaryota, Evosea, Eumycetozoa, Acytosteliales, Acytosteliaceae. The transcript has a single exon. Bases 1 to 384 code for a protein of 127 amino acids.